Nothoprocta perdicaria is the source of this 2466-nucleotide messenger RNA. RefSeq names its product glycosyltransferase 1 domain containing 1 (gene GLT1D1). The record is from RefSeq and is a predicted model, not a curated record. The transcript is spliced from 12 exons. Gene Ontology annotation, molecular function: glycosyltransferase activity. NCBI's taxonomy places the organism in Eukaryota, Metazoa, Chordata, Aves, Tinamiformes, Tinamidae. The coding region runs from base 1 to 1047 and encodes 348 amino acids.
AUGCACAAUGUUGAAGGUGAAAAAAUAUAUAUGUAUUUCACAGGAAACCUUUCAAUAGUGCUAGAGAAUCCUGAAGAGAAUAAAGAAAGGAAUCAUCUACAUGCUGCAGGUCACACCUGUAUUCUUAAAGAUGCUUUUGACUGUGAAAGUGCAACUGAAAUAGCAAAUCUGAUCUCUACAGAGAAGGUUGAUGCAGCCCUGGCCAUUCAUCUUUAUAAAGCAGGCAGACUUCUGCAAGGUUGUAAAAUUCCUUUUGGAAUCAUUUUUGGUGGGACAGAUAUAAAUGAAGAUGUCAGAUGUGAAGAGAAACAUCGGGUAAUGGGAACCAUUCUAGGAGAAGCCAGGUUUGCAGUGGCAUUCACGGUGAAAAUAAAGGAACUGGCAGCAGCAGAAUGGCCAGAUGCUAGGAAGAAAAUAUAUGUCCAAACUCAAGGAAUUAAGACUACACCAAGUGAAACUUUUGACUGGUAUAGAUUUCUACAAAAUGCAGGCAUUCCUACCGAUGUGGACAAUUUACACAUUUUUCUUCUGAUAUGUGGACUUCGAAGAAUCAAAGACCCUCUGUAUUUAGUAGAUGUAUUUUCAGACUGGCACAGAAAGGAGCCCAGUGUCCAUUUGGGCAUAAUUGGACCUGCAGUUGAUCCACUUUUUACAUGUGAAGUCAAAGAAAAAGUUAAAAGGGCACCCGGAGUACAUUUGUUACAGGAGAUGUCACAAGAUGAUCUUCAUGCUGCUAUGAAAAGAUGCUUUGCGGUGGUGAACAGCUCCAUUUCUGAGGGAAUGUCUGCUGCAAUUCUGGAGGCAAUGGAUUUAGGCAUACCAGCGCUGGCAAGAAACAUUCCUGGGAAUGCAGCGAUAAUAAAACAUAAGGAUACAGGACUGCUAUUUUCAGAUCCAGAGGAGUUUGUUGUGCUGUCUAAGAGUUUGAUGAAUGACCCCAUUAUGAAAACAGAAAUUGUAAGAAAGGCAAAGGUCUAUGUGAAGAAACACCAUUCAUGGGAAUGUGAAGGAAAAACCUAUCAGAAUCUUGUCCUAAGACUCCAGUGAACUGCAAGACCAAAGCUGAUACCCAGCAGUUUGUAUCAAGUACUUCAAUGAUAGAAAUGUAAUUAGAUGAAAGUUUCUUUUUAGAACAGAGAGCUGGACAGACAUUUUUCUAUUCAAACAUACCAACAUCACAAGAGGGGCCCACGGCAUCAAGCUAAUUCACCCAAGCCAACACACUGUCUGUAAGGUACCAACUUAUUGCAGACCAGUAUAAUUCUGUAAGAUCUCAAGGGAGAAAUGUAUCUAUUCAGCAGUCACAAAACUUCAAAAGUUGUAAAGCCACCAAAAGAGGACUGUUUUUUUUUUCUUUUUUUCUUUUUGUGCAGGUAAGCACACAGCCAAGUAGAACUGAUCUCAGUUGUUGCMGUUGUGCUGCAUCCUAAGAAGUCUGCAGUGAAGUAGCUGUUGUUUUUUUUUUUCCUCUAAUUUUACUGACCCAAAUGUAUUCAGUUUUGCACAGUUUAGAUGCACAGAUGUAUUAGAUGCACAUAUAAUAUUGCAAAACAAACCUCGUACAUUCACAAAGYGAAGGUUUGUUAUAUCUACAGAGUACAAGAUUAUCAAGGUGAAAGCUUUUUUUUAAGAAUAAGAUUAACAUGUCUWUGCAUUGACGACAUGAUGAUCUGGGGACCAACAAGCAACCAAAGUGUUGAUGCUUGAGGAAAUAUACUGAAGUGAAUAACAUAUGGUUUUACCUCCCUGUAGAUACUUGAWUUUUUUUUUCAGGUAAGCUAAUGUUUCCAAGCAAUGCUAAACCUGCAUUUUCUUUUGGAUUCUGGGAGCAGAGCGAGCACUUAAGCUCUGUACUCAGCUCCAGAUUGCAGAACUUGACAGUACUACCCUCUGCAGAACUAUCUCUUUGCAGAUGGAAAUAUUGAAGUCAACUACCUCUUAGUUUAGUCACUGGUCUUUCGUAGUUCUGUACGUCCCCUAUUUACAAAGAUAUCUGACAGCUAUAAAAAAGGAGAGAAGGAAUAAAAAGUAUUUUCCACUUGCUCUGUACUUGCUGCUGCUAUUUGUGGAUUUCUUUAUGUGACACAUAAAGUGGCAACCUAUUUACAAGCUCUAAUAAACCUCUGUUUUAAGUCCUAACUAAACAAUAUUCUAGGCAGCUUAGUAGUAAUAUCUUUGAAUCCAUAAUUGCAUAUCUAAGGACUGCUACUUAUAGAAAUAAGAAUGUCAUAUUUUAAUCUACUUGCUAUUGUAAAAGUGUUUAUUUURUAUAGGCUUGAUCUGUGAGAAUCACCAAGAAGUUUUCUGUAGAUUUGAAUGGCUUUUGUCAAGGGCUGUAUUGAUUUUUUUCUCAAUAGUAGUAAUUAAGUUCAUUAUGUAUUUUAAGCUUUGCAUCUGAUUAUUGAUGCUUUGCAGCUCUAACAAGUGGGACAGUAAGCAAAAAUGAAUUUAAUAUCUCACAUUUAC